Molecule: messenger RNA, 1598 nt
Organism: Colletotrichum navitas
Lineage: Eukaryota; Fungi; Ascomycota; Sordariomycetes; Glomerellales; Glomerellaceae
Product: necrosis inducing protein-domain-containing protein
Exons: 2
Coding region: 165-1328 (387 amino acids)
Source: RefSeq, a predicted model, not a curated record
UUUGUAUGCAUGGCGCAGAAGCUUUUCAUAUAGGUACUGCUACAGCAUGAUUCCCACGUUUGUUGUGUGCAUCCUUCUUCAGGCGCUCUUCGAAGCUGAUCCGACCUUCAUUACUGGCCGUAAUCUAUACCUUCGUUUUUUGUUUUUCUAUUGAACCAGCCGUGAUGAUUAGCCGCUCGUUUUUGACACUCUUUUCCCUUGGCCUGAUUGCCUCGGCAUCAGGCCGCACACUCUCUCAACGGGGCGACGAUCCGUUUGAGGGCAAAGUGAAGAAACACGACGCAAUCACACCCUUUGCGCAGGAGGCGGCAGACGGACUGCCUGGACAGCUUGAGCUGCAGUUCAAGCCCGCACUCGACAGCGUGCGGGGCUGUCUCCCAUAUCCCGCUGUCGACGCAGAGGGCUUUCACAGUGGUGGACUCAAACCAACUGGAGGUGAGGCCGAUGACUGCCGAGACCCCUCCAAGGGUCAGGUCUACUCAAGAGUGGGAUCCUCCAACGGUCGCAUGGCGGUGCUUUACGCGUGGUACUUGCCCAAGAUGAUGUCGUUGACCGUCGACAACCCUUCCUCCAGGCAUUGGUAUUUGAGCGCCGUAGUAUGGCUUCACACGGAGAAGUGCAAUGCCACCGCGGCCGACUUCACAGUCGCGGGCGUGAGCUAUUCGCUCGGGAAAGACAUGUACAGCAAAAGCUUCGAACAACCCACGCUCUUCGCGACAGACGCCGUCUCCAGCACACACCCCGUGGUGGGAUACCGAGGCCAGUCAUCCGUUUUCCCGUCAUCCGAGAGCGUCGCUGAUGGCCUCGACAUGCCCCUAAUAAGCUGGAACAAGCUGCCGCAACCAGCCGUGGAUCAGUUCAACGGCUUCGUGUACGAGCUCGCGCGGUGCCCGUUCCAAGAUGCCAACUUCCAGGCUUCUCUGGACGCUGCUUUCAGCGCCGACUUUUACCUCAACCUGGAGGCCGAGCCUGAUGCUGCCACGUGUGUCGCGAACCCUGCAAUCAAGGCCGCCCGCGCCCUUGGAGACAAGGAACCUGUCGUCAACGGCCCCAACAUCGACAUUCACAAUCCGCCUGCCGAUCCGGUUUUCGCGCCAACUCGGCCCCGACCAACCACUCCAACACGAAAGCCAGCGAAGGCCCGACCCGGGCGCAUAAGGCCAGGCAAGCCCUGGAAGUCACGCAAGCCCUGGAAGCCAGUCAAGCCCUGGAAGGCUAGAAGGGGACUUACCCGUGACGUUGAGGAUGGUGAUGACUUCGCUUUCGAUGACGCCGAAGUUGACGUCGCUCCGUCAUUCCCAAUCCCUACCAACCCAACCGUGGCAUGAAUGAGUUAACGAGGCCAGGCAAACGUAUUGCUAGCCAUUCAGUCAAUAAAUCAUAAUGAACUUUUUACAAUUUAAUAAACAUCAGAAGCUCAACGCUUAAUAUCAUUCAAAGAAGUGCCAGAACUGAAGUUUCAAGCAACACUUUACGCUUUGUCUAUCUCGUGGAUAGAUCACAUUUGUCAGGUACAUGAGAUGUUGGGUCGGAACCAAAAAUGAACAAACAACAAGGCAAUAAAAUAAAUGAAACAAAGCAAGAAAUUAUAUCAACAG